Dermochelys coriacea (leatherback sea turtle) is the source of this 2689-nucleotide messenger RNA. Its product is annotated as kynurenine/alpha-aminoadipate aminotransferase, mitochondrial-like. Gene Ontology annotation, molecular function: pyridoxal phosphate binding; L-kynurenine:2-oxoglutarate transaminase activity. Bases 483 to 1757 code for a protein of 424 amino acids. NCBI's taxonomy places the organism in Eukaryota, Metazoa, Chordata, Testudines, Dermochelyidae. Gene Ontology annotation, biological process: biosynthetic process. The transcript is spliced from 15 exons. The record is from RefSeq and is a predicted model, not a curated record.
UAUUAUGAAUACAGAACAACAUCCUUUUUCAUCCCAUUACAUUUUCUUUACCUACUCAUUUGGUUGUAAACCUAUGUUUAAAAAUGCUUUUGGUUAUAUUAGGAGUUUCAAAGUCAGGGCUCCUUUUUCUGAGAAGAGCUUAUUUUCAGGAAUACUUUCCUUGGAAGAUCAUUUGACAAUAGAGCAAGGACUGGAGGUGUUGGAUUCAUUGUCAGGAAAGAAACAGUUCCAAAGAUAGUCGGCUGUGAUAUCAUAUCACCCUUGAUAGCAGUUCUCACAUGUCAGACAAAACAAAGGAGAACGAUUAAAAUUAUUCAAGUGUAUGCUCCCAUGCAGCAAGUGGAAGACGAAGAAAUGGAACCUUUCUACAAAGAGCUGGAGGAGGGAUGCCUCUUCUGAAGACCCUACUGAUUCUCUGGUCUCUUUUCCUACUCCACAUCCCUGUUGACCCAGAGAACUAGGGUGCUGCUUGUAUCACCAGCAUGGAUUACUCACAGUUUCUCUCAGCAGUAAGUGCAGCAAGAGAGGAAAAUCUUAUAAGAUUUACAGGUCAUUUUGCAGAGAAGAAACCCUCAGUAAUCAUGAUCUCUGGAGGCAUGCCAAAUCCUAACUAUUUCCCAUUUAAAACAGCAAGUUUCACUAUUGAAGAUGGAACCACUAUUGAAAUUGGAGAGGCAUUGAUGAAGAGAGCCCUCCAGUAUUCCACCACAGAAGGAAUUCCAGAGUUGUUGUCCUGGCUAAAGGAUUUACAGAUGAGUCUCCACAAUCCUCCCACUGCCAAGUACAGUCCUGAUCAGGGCCAAAUGGAGAUAUGUAUCACCACUGGCAGCCAGGACGGCUUGUCUAAAGUGUUUGAUAUGCUUGUCAAUCCUGGAGAUAAUGUCCUUUUAGAAGACCCCAGCUACUCUGGAACUCUGUCAGCACUGAAACCACUGGGCUGUAACAUUAUCAAAGUCCCGACCGACAAGCACGGUAUUAUUCCAGAAGCUCUGAAAGAAAUUCUUUCCAGGUGGAGACCAGAAGACGCAAAAAAGCAAAACAACAAUCUCCCCAAGUUCCUCUACACCGUUCCAAAUGGUAGUAAUCCAGCUGGAACCUCAUUGACUGCUGACUGCAAGAAGAAGAUAUACCAGCUUGCAAGAUGUUAUAAUUUCCUUAUAAUAGAAGAUGAUCCAUAUUAUUUUCUUCAGUUUGAAAAGACUAAGGCACCAACAUUUCUGUCAAUGGAUGUUGAUGGUCGAGUGAUCAGAUGUGACACUUUUUCUAAAAUUAUCUCUGCUGGGUUGAGAUUAGGCUUUUUAACAGGCCCCAAACCUCUUAUUGACAGAGUGAUUCUGCAUAUGCAGAGUUCAACGAUGCACACCAGCACUUUUACACAGAUCCUAACAUCAGAACUUCUUCACAAAUGGGGGCAAAAGGGUUUGCUGGAGCAUGCAGACAGGGUAAUGGAAUUCUACAGGACCCAGAGAGAUGGAAUGCUUGCAGCAGCAGACAAGUGGUUAAAAGGUUUGGCAGAGUGGUACGUCCCUACUGCUGGAAUAUUUUUAUGGAUUAAGAUCAAGGGAAUUUCUGAUACAUACCAGAUGAUCAUGGAAAAUGCUUUGGAGAGAGGGGUGUCUUUGGUUCCUGGACAAUCAUUUAGCUUUGAUAGCUCAGCUCCUACUCCCUAUUUCAGAGCUUCCUAUUCUUUUGCUUCUCCAGACCAGAUGGAUCAGGCUUUCCAGAAGCUGGCUGAGCUUAUAAAAGAAACUGUCUGAAAGGAUCAGAACAAACUGGCAUUUUUAGAAACCUAUGUUCAUUGACAUUUAGAAAUUGUGUAUCUAAUUUCACUGACAAGUCUAAAAGAGUGAUUUUAUUCCUACUUUCUGUAAUUCUACAUAACUUUUAAUUUUAUUCUUACUGGGCAAAUUUGCCAUGAUGCCAUCAAGUACCAUGAUACCCGACAAUAAUUAGCACAGAGACAUAUAGUAGAACAUUACAUUUUCAAAGCACUGUACAAAUAUUAACCAUUUAGUUCUGAUUUCUGGGGAAGUAACUGUUAACAUAUUACUGAGGCAUGAAAAUGAGGCACAGAGUUUAAGAGACUUGCUCAAGAACACACAUCAGGUCAGUAUUCAAGUUAGAAAUUGAGAGCUCCUGACAGCCACAUCCCAUCCCCAGGAUCUGACCACUAGACCAUCGCUUCCUUUCUUCCCAGACGCUGCACGUACAAAGAGACAGGUAUAGGCACCUCCUCUAGCCACUCAGAAAAGCCCCCAUACCAUCUCUGUGUAGCAGCUAAGCACUGUGGUGCUGAGGGUCUCAUGCUAGAUCUCCAAGCCACAGGAGAACUUUACCCUAUGUGAACUAGUGUGUCUUGCAGUGUAGGGUACCUGACUAGGCUAGCCCCUAAGUAGUUUAAAAUUAAAUCCAGAAGUGAUAAGUCUAUGAAGUGAGAAGUCAUAGUCACAUUUCAGUACACCACAAUGUGUUUUGCUUCAACUGAUUUCAAUAGAGCUAUGCCGGUUUACAUCAGCUGACAUCUGACUCACUAUUUCUUGUCCUGAUGAGACAGAAGCAGCUCUGAACAGAAGCACCUUGGCAGUAGUGGGAAGCCAUCAGGCAAUGGAAGGCAUUCUCAGAAGAGAAGGAAAUGAUUAACCUGCUUGAAAGCUUAGCUUCAGCAAGCAAAUAAACCAGUGGCUCUUUU